Plasmodium falciparum 3D7 is the source of this 3711-nucleotide messenger RNA. RefSeq names its product putative DEAD/DEAH box helicase. Gene Ontology annotation, molecular function: ATP binding; hydrolase activity; RNA helicase activity. The record is from RefSeq and is a predicted model, not a curated record. Lineage: Eukaryota; Apicomplexa; Aconoidasida; Haemosporida; Plasmodiidae.
AUGAACAAGAAUUGGAUUAAGAAUUUAGAAAAUAUAAUUGACAAGAAUAAAAUAUUUGAGUGGGAUGAGAAGAAGAACGAGAAAUUGAAAGAUGUGUGUAAGAAUUUUAUAAAAAAGGAUUAUAGUAUUCAUCAUUAUGUUACGAAUCCUAUAAUAAUAGAUAAUUAUAAGAAAGAAAAAAUAAAAGAAUUAUAUGAAUGGCAAGAUGAAUGUUUAAGAGAAUUAAGAAAAGUAAACUGGGAGAAAGGAGAGAAUUUUAUAUGUGUAGCUCCAACAUCUGGUGGGAAAACUUUAGUUACCGAAUUAUUUAUAUUUGAAGAGAUAAAAAAUGGCAAAAAACAAAUAUUUUUCUUAUUUCCAUUAAAAUCAUUAAUAAAUGAAAAAAUGACAUAUUUAAAAAAUAUUUGUAAAGGUACAAAUAUAAGGAUAGGUGUGGAAAUAGAAGAAAAUGAUAUAAUAUUAUGUACAUAUGAAAAAUUUAAUAAUUAUUUAAAUAAAAGGAAAUUAUACGAUGAUAAUAAAUCUGAUAAAUAUAAUAUAAAAAGUAAUAUAUCAUCUAAUUGUACCAAUAAUAAUAAUAAUAAUAAUAAUUUAGAAAAUUUAAAGAAUGACAACAUUAUUGUUAUAAUAGACGAAUUUCAUCAUAUUAAUGAAAAAGGUAGAGGAAUAUAUAUAGAAAAUAUUGUUUCAAAAAUAUUAUAUAUGAAUAAAAAAAGAAGUCGUAUAAAGAUUAUAUGUAUGAGUGGUACAUUAAAUAAUAUCUCCAUAUUAAAAAAAUGGAUGAAAGCUAAAUUUUAUAUAUCUACUUAUCGCCCACAAGAAAUAAAAGAACAUUAUGUAUGUAAUUUUAAUGUAUAUAAAAAAGUACAAGAUGGAAAAUUUUAUAAUACUUGUAAUGUAUUUAGUUUUAAUGAUACAUGUUAUGACAAAAAUGUACAAAAAAAUGAAUCUGCAUCUUUUCAAAAUCAAAAAUUUUAUGAAACUAAUAUGAUGAAUACAUCAGAGUGUUCAUUGCAAUACCUAAAUAAAGAUAAUAUAUAUAAUAAUAAUAAUAAUAUUGAGAUGGUGGGGAUGAAUUCUAGUCAUGUAUUUAUGGCUGGUGGUCAGGAAGAAAGAAAACAAUGUAGUGGACACAAUAAAAGAUCAAGUUAUAAUAGAGGAAGGAGUUAUUCAUACGAACCAAAUAAUAAUAAUAAUAAUAAUAAAAAAAGAAUAAAUUGUAAUCAUAGUAGUAAGUAUUCAUCUAGUAAUAAUAAUACAGUAAGCUAUAGUUAUUUUAGUAGUAUUGAAGAAAGUGAUACCAUCAAUAAUUAUAAUAGCCUGAAUAGCAUGAAUAGCAUGAAUAAUGUGUGUCCAUCCAUUUUAAAUAAUAACAGAAGUUAUAGUAAUUACAACAAUAUGCACUCAUCAAACAUUAGUUUGACUUACAGCUGUAAUAAAAAUAAUUAUCCUAAUAAUAUGAAAAGUAGUGCUCAUAACAACAUGCAUCAUAAUAUAAAUCAUCAAGAAAAUUAUAGAAAUCAAAACAGCUAUAGCCACUUUUCUGGUCAUGGUAGCUAUAUCGAUAAUCAACAUGUUAAUAAUAAUGAUAAGUGUAACUAUGAAGGUAUCCUUAAUAAUAAGAACCAAAUAAACAAUCCUAUUUAUUCAUGUGAUAAUGAUUCCAUAUCAAAUAUUAAGGAUUCACAAUAUUUAUCACAAAAUAGAUACGUGCACACAGAAAAAAAGGAUUCUCUUGAUGACCAUAUUAAUUAUAUAUUAAAAGAAAAAGAAAAAUUAAUUUGUGAAACAAAUAGUAAGGAUAGUAUUAUGUGCUUCCUUAAUAAAAAGAAUCAGAAUAAAAAUAAAUAUAAUACAUUAAAUACUAGCUUAAUUAAUUCUUUAUUAUAUUUUGCUUUACAUAGUUAUAUUAACAACUUGAAUACAUUAAUAUUUUGUUGUACCAAAAAAAUGUGCGAAUUUUAUAUUAACCUAAUAAAUGAAUAUCUCAAUACCUUAAAAAGUUUACCUAUACCACAAUAUAUAGAUAUGAAAAGAAAAGAAUUAAAAGAAAAAAUAUAUAACAUAGACAAAUGUAUAUAUGAAAAAAUGCAUAAAUUAAUAUCUAAUGGAUUGUGUUAUUAUUAUAGUGACAUAUCACAUUCUGUUAAACGAUUAUUAGAGGUUGCUUAUAAAGAAAAAACCUUAUUUUUAUUAACUUGUACAUCAACCCUUUCGGUUGGAUUAAAUUUAUUUGUAGAUAGAGUUAUUAUUUCAUCCCCCUUUGUUGCUCAGAAUUUUUUAACAUAUACACAAUAUAAACAAAUGAUUGGUCGUGCAGCUAGAUUAAAAAAAGGAGACUCAUUUAUUUUUGUCGAUAAAGAAUAUGAGAAGAAAAUGUUAAAUAUAUUUAAAGAGACAUUUACAAAUAUUACAAGUACAAUGCAUGCAAAUACUUUUGAAGAAUUAGAAAAAUAUGUUAUUGAAUUCUUAUGUUUAUAUAACGAAAAUGAAUAUAUAUCAUUUUAUGAUGUUAUUCAUAUGUUUUCUUUUUCCUUGUAUUAUACCGAAACUAUAUUAAAUACAUUAAAACAAGAAAUGAAUUCAAGUCCUUCGAUAUAUACAUAUAAAGAGGGUAAGGAUCAGAAACAUGCCCCUACGAUUAGUGUCAAGAAAAUUUUGGAUUCUCUUCAUCGUGAUAGCACAUCUACAGAGGAAACAGCAACAAAAAGGAAGAACCAUAAUAAGGAAGAUAAUUAUAUGGGUGGAAAUAUAUAUGGAGAUAAUAAUAAAAAUGAUGAUAAAUGUGAUGAUAAAUGUGAUGAUAAAUAUGUUGAAAAUUGCUAUACACUUUAUAAUAAUAAUCAGCGUGGUUUUAUACAUGGGGAAAAUGUGACUCCCAUAAAUAAGACAGAAGAAGUUAAAAAAGAAUAUAAGAAUGAAAUAUUAAAAGAGAAUAUAAAUACAUCAUAUUCAUUUUAUUUUAAUAUAAAUUUAAAUUAUUUUACAUGUGAUGAAAUAUUAUUUUAUCAUAACAAAAAGAAUGAAAUAUAUAAAGUAUUAGAUAAUUUAUUAAAACAUAAAUGUAUAGAAAUACAUAAUGAGAAGAUAAAAAUAACAAAUUUUUGUCGUUCUUUAUGUAUAAGUAAUUUAAAUUUAUCUAUAGGUAUAGAUUUAAUUAAUGAAAUACGUAUGUAUGAUAAAAUAUAUUUAUAUAAUAAAUUUCAUUUAUGUUAUAUAUGCUCAUCUUAUAACAUUAAUAUUGUGUCAUUUAAUUAUGAGCUCUCACAUAUAAAAAAUGUAUUAUCAUUAAUCUCAGAUAAUUAUACAAAAAAUAUUAUAUUCCAAACAUUAAAAUUUGAUAGUGAUUUAAUUAAUAUGCUAAAUUUGAAUUCUCAACAUAAUCAAAAGAAAAAAACAUACUUUUCAAAUUCACAACUUGAAAGGAAAUAUAGUAAAUUAUAUUUAUCGAUACUUUUGUUUCUAUAUUUAAAUGACGAAGAUAUACAAAUAAUAUGCUCCAUCUAUAAAAUCACACCAGAUGUAUUAAAAUCAAUAGUAAAACAUACAUAUAUGUAUAUAAAUAUAUUAAUAUCCUUUUUUGAUAAAUUAAAUGAAUGGAUACUAGUAUGUUUGCUCAAAAAAUUUCUACAAAAUUUUAAAAGUUCUAAACAACUUUCUAUAUAUGCUGGGAAAUUUAAGAAAGGCAAAAGUUAUGAUCAAAUGAAAUAG